Messenger RNA from Radiomyces spectabilis, 2337 nucleotides. RefSeq lists its product as uncharacterized. Bases 20 to 2233 code for a protein of 737 amino acids. The record is from RefSeq and is a predicted model, not a curated record. Gene Ontology annotation, biological process: mitochondrial translation; arginyl-tRNA aminoacylation. The transcript is spliced from 2 exons. Gene Ontology annotation, cellular component: cytoplasm; mitochondrion. Gene Ontology annotation, molecular function: ATP binding; arginine-tRNA ligase activity. NCBI's taxonomy places the organism in Eukaryota, Fungi, Mucoromycota, Mucoromycetes, Mucorales, Radiomycetaceae.
CUCUCCCUCCUUUUCUAUUAUGCCAAUGGACUUGAGUGUGCCAGUCAAAAAUGUGCCUUUUGGCAUUCUCGCUCUUAUUCAUUCAAACGCUCAGUUAGAGGAGUCCAUCAAGGUCGUCAGCGGACAGACCGACAUUCAACUCGCUGUUGCAGGUCAUCAGCUUGUCGGUUCUCCUGCUGUGGCUCGUUUCCUCAUUCGUCAAGGACAAUUGUUGGAUGAACAGUUGCCUCAAAACCAAUAUCAGGCUCAGCUUAUUGACGCCAUCCUGAGCGGUCAAAACAUCGUUCCUUUGGUCGAAGCUUCUCAGACCACCUUUUUGACCGGCAACGACGUCAGCAUUGUCGAUUACUUGGCUUGGGAUGUCUUGCGUUCCGCCGACAAGCCUUCAUCUAAAGUCGCCGACUAUAUCAAGGCUGUCAAUGCUACUGCUGCUGCUACCGAAGCCGUCAAGCAGGCGGACCAGUUGUCGCAAUCGGCGGCUCCUGCCAAGAUCGACGCGAUUCCCGAAAUUCCCAACACAGUUUCCAAUCCUUCCGGUAAUCCUAUGGAUGUCUUUAGAAACCUUAUCGCUGUUCAGCUGGCUCAACUUGCCAAGGUGGAUGCGGCUUUGAUCUAUGAUGCUUUGGAUUUGCCUCGUUCCCUCGAACACGGUGAUCUCGCCGUGGCCAUUCCCCGCUUGCGAUUGAAGGGCAACCCCGUGGCCAUUGCCAAGGAACUCGCCGAAGCUUUUGUUCCCAAUGAUUACAUCACCGGUGCCGUGGCCGUCGGUCCUUUCUUGAACUUCAAACUGAACCUCGGUAUCUUGCGUCGUCUCACUAUCGAAAUGGUCUCCGAUAAAGCCGAAGGCUAUGGCCGAAAUAACUCGGGUGCCGGCAAGACCGUCAUCGUCGAGUUCUCCUCCCCCAAUAUCGCCAAACCUUUCCAUGCCGGUCAUCUUCGUUCCACCAUCAUUGGUGCCUUUGUGCGCAACGUAUACGACGCAAACGGCUGGAAGAGCAUCGCCAUGAACUACUUGGGUGACUGGGGCAAGCAAUACGGUCUUUUGGCUGUCGGUUUUGCUCGUCACGGUAGCGAAGAAAAGUUGUUGAGUGAUCCUAUUAAGCAUCUUUACGAUGUCUACGUUCAGAUCAAUCGCGAUGCCGAAGAGAAUCCCGCCAUUCACGAUGAGGCCCGUGCCUAUUUCAAGAAGAUGGAAGAUGGUGAUGAAUCGGCCUUGGCCUUGUGGCGUCGUUUCAGAGAUUUGUCCAUUGUCAAAUACAAGGAAGUGUACGGUCGUUUGAACAUUCAUUUUGAUGUUUACUCUGGCGAAUCCCAGGUUGGUGAAGGCAUGGAACGCGCCAUGAAGGUGUUGGAAUCGUGCGGUCUCCUUCAGGAAUCCGAAGGUGCCAAGGUCAUUGACCUCAAGAAAUACAAAUUGGGUACCACGGUCGUACAAAAGUCAGACGGUACUACGCUUUACCUCACUCGCGAUAUCGGCGCUGCCAUGGAACGUCACGAAAAAUACAACUUUGAUAAGAUGAUCUACGUUGUCGCUUCUCAGCAGGAACUUCACUUGAAGCAGCUUUUCAAGACCCUGGAAUUGAUGGGCUUCGAAUGGGCCAACAAGGUUGAGCACGUCAGCUUUGGUUUGGUUCAAGGCAUGUCCACCCGUAAGGGUACCGUUGUUUUCUUGGAAGAUAUCUUGAACGAAGCCAAGGAUAUCAUGCACGAAGUCAUGCGCAAGAACGAGAAGAAAUACCAGGAAAUUGAAGAUCCCGAAAUGGUGGCUGAUAACAUUGGUCUUUCCGCCGUCAAGAUCCAGGACAACGCCGCUCGUCGUAUCAAGAACUACGAAUUCGAUCGCAACCGCAUGUUCACUUUCGAAGGUGAUACCGGCCCAUACAUUCAAUAUGCCCAUGCUCGUUUAUGUUCCAUCGAACGUAAGAGCGGCCGUGAAGUCAACUUCAAGGCCAACAUUGAACUGCUGACAGAGAAGGGAGCCAUUGAAGUGCUCCGUACUGUGGCACAAUACCCCGAUUUGGUCCGAAGCUUGAUGAACGGUUAUGAGCCUUGCAAUGUCGUCACUUACUCUUUCAAGUUGGCCCACGACAUUUCUGCCGUAUUCGAUCAAUUAUGGGUCCAAGGCGCCGCCGAUGAUGUCGCCGAUGCUCGUCUUUUGAUGUACUGGUCCGCUCGCGUCACGCUUGGCAACGCCAUGCGUUUGUUAAACUUGAAGCCCUUGCAAAGAAUGUAGAUGAUAGCUCAUUAUAUCUGAUAGUAUAAUUUUUGUCGAUUGUAUUUUCCUUUUUUUUUUUUUUUUUCUUAUGUGAUUUAUAUCACAAAACACUUUCAUCCACC